GGCUCAGGUGAUUAUGGGAUGUUACACCCUCCUGUGCAGCAGGUGGCGGUAUGCACCGUCAAGAUGUUGGCGACACCACAGUUAAACCAAGAGAAGAAGAACACGUUUCCGUUUCUACAUCCAUGUUCCUCACACUAGCGCGAAACUUCGAAAUGUUGUGAAAAGUAACUUAAUGAAAUGGCUGAAACACAUUCCAAGUCUAAACUUAAACGAAAUAAAUCGUCUGUGAAAGAUCUCGAGCCGGAAAUAACUUCCAGUGGAGCAGUGAGGAGGACAUUUCCCAGAGGGAGCGCAGCACAGCCUGGACGGUCAGUGGCUCCUGCGGCAGUGUGGUGGAGCCACCAGCAGCUGCCUGCUGUGGAGAGUCUGUGGGCGUCGAUACUGAAGUGUGCUCUGCUGGAGGAUCAGCACUGGGACCUUCCUCAUCUUACACAUUCAUCUGCAGCGAGACCCGCAGCAUUAAAGUUAGACGAGCAGCGGUGGUGUGACCUCAGUGGAGAGGUCGCUCCCCUGCCUCAGUCAAGUCAAGCCCCCACCCAAAGACCACGGCCAUCCCUCCACCGCUGGGAGGAGCCGGCAUCAAGUGAUGAGAAGAGUGAAGAAGAAGAGUCUGGAGCGGUCAACAGAGAACAGCUGCUCACAAACCAGGAGAAGUCUGACCGCCAAGUUUCUCUGCAGGGGGAGGCGGAACAUAAAGAGGAGGUGCAGAGGAGUGACGGAGGAGCAGCAGGAGGGGCGGGGCUGCAGAGCUGCCCCAUAUGCCUGCUGGUGUUCCAUGUUGGGUCCACCCAGAUGGACUGUGACGGCCACCUGGCCCAGUGUCUGUCGGAGGCGAAUAUGGACAUGACCUGUGGAGGAGAUCUGCGCAUGAUUGUGUAAAAACCUCCUGAAUGAUAAACACUGAAGGAAUCCUCACUGGGAGAAGCUGACUGCAAUGGUGGCGAAGACAACAACUCCCAUGAUCCCACGCUACUUCACGACACCAUCAAACUCAGUGUUUUUGUAUCGUUCACAUUGAGAGCCCCCUAGUGGCAGAAAAUGACAUAUUGUGCUUCUGAUCAGCUCUGGCUCAAUGCAAUACUAAAAUUAAUUUCUCACAAACAUUCCAAGUUUAUUCUCUCCAUAUCAAAUAAACACAGGAAAUGGUGUUGGUGAUAAAGAUUGGUUAAUUGCAUUGUUCUCAUCUCCCAGUAUAAACAGUAGGAGGUGAUCAGAGGAUGUGCUGGUGUGAGGUCAAUUCCCAAGCGACACACACACACACACACACAAAACUGUAGCAUCUGCACACAUUUUUUUGCCGUAGUCUGCAAAAAGGAAGGGCUCAGUUCACGGAAAACCAGUAUCAUUUUUAAUAAUUACACAUAUUUACAAAGAUGCGGUGAAGCAAAAUUAAGCAUAGCCAACCAGCAUUAUUUUCCAACUAAGAUCAUGGACCGGGUUCAUUCAUUUUGAGAUAAAGAGUCUCUCUCUCUUUAGUUAGUUUGUGGCCUUCACUGUUCUGUAAAAUGGUUUCAAGGACUCCCAGUUCAUCCAUUGGUCCCUCAAGAAAAACAAAACUAAUGCCACUAAUGUUUGUGCAAAUAGAUCAACAAAACAUGGCAUUAAUACAACGCAGCAAAUGAGAUGGAGAUUGGGGGGUUGGAGGAGGAAGCUUCCUCGAAUGUUUAAGUGAUUUCUAGCUCCUGUGUGUGUGUGUGUGUGUUCUCGUGUUCUCGUGUUCUCUAAUCAGUGACUGAAGCUGUUUCAUUAUCUCUCCUCUCUCUAUCAGUUCCUUCCCUGCCCGUAAAGGCCCUACAGCUAAUUGAGACCAUUUGACUCAGGAUCAGCUAAUUAAUCCUAUUAUGUGCUUAUCAAAUUAGCACGGGUCAGAUUUCAUCAACUUACUCCUCGGAAGCGCACAGACGUCGAGAUCAACACGACGCUCACUUCAGAGGCGACAAGUUCUUUCUGUCGGCGGCUUUAAUCCGUGCUUGUAGUCGAUAUUCAAAGAUUUGGAUUCUAGCUCAGGCUUUUAUCAGCACACGGCUGUGAAA
This is a messenger RNA of Cottoperca gobio, 2033 nucleotides long. RefSeq lists its product as uncharacterized. The coding region runs from base 178 to 879 and encodes 233 amino acids. Gene Ontology annotation, cellular component: Fanconi anaemia nuclear complex. The transcript has 5 exons. Lineage: Eukaryota; Metazoa; Chordata; Actinopteri; Perciformes; Bovichtidae. The record is from RefSeq and is a predicted model, not a curated record. Gene Ontology annotation, molecular function: ubiquitin binding.